AUGCUUAUCCAAAUGUUGACCCUCCAAUCGUUUCUGGUCGCAAUCGCGGCACUGGGUUCCGGCUCACUUGCGCAAACGGACCAGACACUGCUAGGACCGUCUUUCGAACCACCAGCUCAUCUUUCAACUCGAGCAGUAAUUCGAGAGGCUGUUUUCAAUAUUGAAAAGUCACUGAGCCACGCCAUUCGCACCGGAGAAAGCCAGUAUGGCAACUUCGACAGCAGCACGACGUCGUUUUCCCUGACUGCCGGUUCGCAGCAAGAGUCUGCCCCGAUCAUGGACUUCCAUCACACAUCUGGCUUCCUCAAUGCAUCUGCUGGAAGCACGUCAAAGUUGACAGCCGAUACAGUCUAUCGAAUCGGCAGCGUGUCAAAAGUGUUCACCGUUUACGCUCUGCUCCUGAACAAUGGCAUCAGCUACUGGGAUCGCCCCGUCACCGAUUUUGUACCAGAGCUACGCCAAGCUGUUCAGCGCCCGUCACACAAGUCGUCGGUUAUCGAUUCUGUUCAAUGGGACCAAGUCACGGUUGGGGCUCUUACAUCGCAGCUCUCUGGUAUGGGAAGAGAUUGUACGUUCUCCGCUUUCACUUUCAUCACAGUUGGCACUCUUACAAGGCGAAUGGCAGAUAAUUCGGGAGACUUGUCGGUUCAAGAUUUCCCUGCGACAGAGGCCGGACUGCCCAAUCUUCCUCCCCAAGACAUUCCUACUUGUGGCAUAAAUGAUGGCCAACUACCAUGUCUUCGCAAAGAAUAUUUUGAAGGUCUUAUCCAAAGACAUCCUGUUUUCCCAUCAUACGCCAAAGCCAUGUAUUCCAACGCAGCUUACAGGAUUCUCGCAUACGUAGUCGAAGAAAUUACCGGCAGGUCGUACGACGAAGUAGUCAUGAAGGGUAUUUUUCAGCCUCUAGGCAUGAAGCAUUCGAGCCCGCUGCCUCCAUCUCGCAAGGGGGCUGGAGUGAUUCCUGAUGGAGACGCGGGAUGGGGCAGGAUUUAUGGCGACGAGGUUGCCACAGGCGGUCUCCUUUCUUCGACAAACGACUUGGUAGAAUUCGGGCGCGCCAUAUUUGCCAACAAGCAACUGAAUCCCAUGGAGACACUUCGCUGGAUGAAGCCCGCCUCCUCGACAUCUUCCCAGUCCGUCUCCGUCGGUGCGCCAUGGGAAAUCGUACGAACUCGGAGCGGCAUCACGACCGGCCGCAUUGUCGAUCUCUAUACUAAAUCUGGUAGCGUCGGCGCCUACAACUCCUUGCUUAUCCUCAUACCCGACUAUCAAGUCACCUUGGCCAUUCUCGCCGCCGGGCCUGACAGUGCUACAGCAUUGCAAGUUGCCACCGAGAUGGCGAUUCAAACACUUGUCCCCGCACUGGAGAAGGCUGCGAAAGCAGAGUCAUGUCACAAGCAUUGCGGAAACUACGCACCGUCAGGCUUCGAGAAGAAUUCAUCCCUCGUCCUUACGGUCGACGAUGGACCUGGUCUGUUACUCAAAGAGUGGAUUCACCAGGGCCACGACAUCAUUGCCGCCGGACAAGCUUACGCGAACGCUACACGCGGCGGUCGUAUCAAUGCUGUGAGACUGUUUCCUACAGGUCUGCAGACAGGGAGCGAGGUUGCGUAUCGGGCGCUGUUCGAGACGAUUCCAUACCAAUACAGGCCAUCGGUCCAUAUGGUGUUUGACCCGACAGCAGGGAUCUGGGGGACGCCGGAUCAGCUCAUGUACGGGGGGGUUGCGGCAGACGACUUUGUGUUUCAUCUUGACGCCGGGGGAAGUUCAGCUGCGGUUCAGCCGCGCGUGUUGAGAGAGGUCUACAGCAGAGUGUGCGAGUAG
Messenger RNA from Trichoderma aggressivum f. europaeum, 1824 nucleotides. RefSeq lists its product as uncharacterized. The transcript has 3 exons. The coding region runs from base 1 to 1824 and encodes 607 amino acids. The record is from RefSeq and is a predicted model, not a curated record. Lineage: Eukaryota; Fungi; Ascomycota; Sordariomycetes; Hypocreales; Hypocreaceae.